Fraxinus pennsylvanica is the source of this 669-nucleotide messenger RNA. The record is from the annotation of a GenBank genome assembly. Lineage: Eukaryota; Viridiplantae; Streptophyta; Magnoliopsida; Lamiales; Oleaceae.
AUGGGGAGAAGACCAGCAAGGUGUUAUCGCCAGAUCAAGAACAAGCCCUAUCCGAAGUCAAGGUUCUGCCGUGGUGUGCCCGAUCCGAAGAUCAGAAUCUAUGAUGUUGGAAUGAAGAAAAAGGGAGUCGAUGAAUUCCCCUACUGUGUGCAUUUGGUAAGUUGGGAGAAGGAGAACGUGUCCAGUGAGGCGCUAGAAGCUGCUCGCAUUGCCUGCAACAAGUACAUGACCAAGUUUGCAGGAAAGGAUGCUUUCCACUUGAGAGUCAGGGUUCACCCUUUCCAUGUCUUGCGUAUCAACAAAAUGUUGUCGUGUGCUGGGGCUGAUAGGCUCCAAACUGGUAUGAGGGGAGCCUUUGGUAAGCCCCAGGGAGUUUGUGCACGUGUGGCCAUUGGACAGGUCCUUCUUUCUGUGCGCUGCAAGGAUUCCAACAGCAAUCAUGCUCAGGAGGCCUUGCGCCGUGCAAAAUUCAAGUUUCCAGGUCGUCAAAAGAUCAUUGUCAGCAGGAAAUGGGGAUUCACAAAGUACAGUCGCCCAGAUUAUAUUAAAUGGAAAUCUGAGAACAGGAUCGUUUCUGAUGGUGUGAAUGCAAAGCUUCUUGGAUGUCAUGGACCUUUGGCAAAUAGGCAACCCGGAAGAGCAUUUCUGUCUGCGGCUAUUGAAGGAUGA